Molecule: messenger RNA, 1828 nt
Organism: Phragmites australis (common reed)
Lineage: Eukaryota; Viridiplantae; Streptophyta; Magnoliopsida; Poales; Poaceae
Product: peroxidase 64
Exons: 3
Coding region: 461-1558 (365 amino acids)
Biological process (GO): hydrogen peroxide catabolic process; response to oxidative stress
Cellular component (GO): plasmodesma; plant-type cell wall
Molecular function (GO): heme binding; peroxidase activity
Source: RefSeq, a predicted model, not a curated record
GAGAGAGAGAGUUGCAUCUAUCGCUGCAUAACGCCAAGAGGCUGCCGCUAGCGGGCUCGCAUGCUUAUGUUUGUAGGCACGCAUGGUAGGUGUAAGGCAGGCAUCUAUCCCAUCCAAUAAUGAAUAAUAAUCUCUCUAUUAAUCUAGUGGUAUCUCUCUUCCGAUCCGUGUAGCGCCAGUACUGCAACCCACACUUGCACCUGCACAUCACAACAUGAUCUGUCUUGUGAAGUGCGCAUGCAAUACAAUUUUUAAUCUGCUGGCUGGCCUGAUAUACCUUCAUUCGAUCGAUGGGAAGUAACUAGUCUAGUGCGCACUCCUACGUGUUGUUAUUAUCUCUACUAUAUUCUUCUCGGAGAGAGCGACCAAACUUCAGCAUAUAUGCAUAGCAUUUGCAGUUUGCAUAUAUGCCACCGUACCACUGCUAUAUCAUAUCGAUCCUAGUUGUAGAGCGAGCGAGAUGGCAUUAAUGGUGCCUGAUGCAGCGACGCCGUCGUCCAAGAACCCCACCGGGCUCAGAUGCAGCAGCAGCACUGCUUCUGCAUCGGAUGGUUGCCGCUGGGGCCGGGCUCCCAAUGAGCAGUUUUCCCCUCGCCGAACUGGAAGAACACUAGUGCUGCUGCUAGCACUAGUUGCCUCGGUGGUGCUGGAGGGGCAGCGCGGCGAGGCGCUGAGCCUGGACUACUACGACGAGACGUGCCCCGAGGCGGAGGCGGCGGUGACGGCGGCCGUGAGGCAGGCCAUGGCCAACGACCGCACCGUGCCGGCCGGGCUCCUCCGCAUGCAUUUCCACGACUGCUUCGUCAGGGGCUGCGACGGGUCCGUUCUUUUGGACUCGACGGGCAGCGUGACGGCGGAGAAGGACGGCCCGCCCAACGUGUCGCUGCAUGCCUUCUACGUCAUCGACAACGCCAAGCAGGCCGUCGAGGCCCUCUGCCCCGGCGUCGUCUCCUGCGCCGACAUCCUUGCGCUCGCCGCAAGGGACGCCGUCGCGCUGUCCGGUGGUCCGUCGUGGGUGGUGCCCGUGGGUCGCCGGGACGGGCGUGUGUCUCUGGCCAACGAGACGACGACGCUGCCGGGGCCGACGGCUAGCUUCGAGCAGCUGAAGCAGGCGUUCCACGGCCGCGGGCUGUCCACCAAAGACCUGGUGGUGCUAUCGGGCGGCCACACGCUGGGCUUCGCCCACUGCUCCUCCUUCCAGAACCGCAUCCAUGGCCAGGGCCAGGAUCAGGUGGACCCGGCCCUGAACCCCUCCUUCGCCGCGUCACUCCGCAGGGCGUGUCUCGCCAACAACACCGUCCGCGCCGCCGGCUCCGCUCUGGACGCUACGUCGACGGCUUUCGACAACACCUACUACCGGAUGCUGCAGGCCGGGCGGGGCCUGCUAUCCUCUGAUGAGGCGCUGCUGACGCACCCCAAGACGCGCGCCUUCGUGGCGCUCUACGCCGCCUCGCAGGAGACCUUCUUCAGGGCCUUCGCCAAGUCCAUGCUCAGGAUGGGCGCGCUCAACGGAGGCGACGAGGUCCGAGCAAAGUGCAGCCGCGUCAACAACUCAUGAUCAUCACCCUGUCUGUUGAUCUACCUAGCUGUAGCUGAUGGGAAGAAUUACCUACUCUCCCUGAAAGCGGAAAUAUAAAGUUUCACGCCAAUAAAAUUUCAUUGACGUGUUGUCCGUAUACAUGUAGGCCGGCAGCCAUGGAUGUUAUCUCUAACUAAGGCAACAAAUUAGGAGAUUGUAAUAAUCUAACUAAACUGACUAUCUCGGUUAAGUAUGGAAACAACCCAAUCAGGAGGAUUGGGAUGUCUGUCGUGCGUGUCACGGCAUGUA